AUGUUUAAAAGAGUUAUCAUUGGUACAGGCUUUCUAACCACAGGUCUCUUAUGUUACCAAUAUGGUAGAACCAGACCCCAUUCCUCAUUCAUUCCUCCUGAUAUGUUCCCAUCAGGAUCAACCACUUCCCUUCCCAAGAUCUCCCCGCCGGUGUAUGCCAAUGAUAGUCAAUUCCAUCAGGCCAUCAACAAAUUGAAAGAUAUCUUAAAAGAGGACCAAAUCAAAGAUUCCAAAGUGGAGAUAGAGUAUCAUACCAGGAACGAGUUUACUCCCCAUGAGCCUGGUGCCAACGAUAAGCCCAGAGUGGUGGUAUACCCUCAUCUGACGGAAGAAGUUUCCCAAAUCAUGAAGAUUUUGAAUGAUUACAAGGUCCCCGUAGUACCAUUUUCCGGUGGAACUUCGUUAGAAGGUCACUUCUUCUCCACCAGACAAGGUGUGGUCCUUGACACGUCGAAAAUGAAUAAGAUUUUGGCAGUUAACUACGAUGAUUUGGAUGUGGUCGUUCAAGCCGGAGUUAAUUGGGUAAAGUUGAACGAGUCAUUGAAACCUGAUAAUCUCAUGAUUGGUUCUGAUUGUGGACCUGAUGGGUUGAUCUCGGGGAUGAUCAAUACCAAUGCUUCAGGGAUUAAUGCUUCCAAGUAUGGAGCUAUGAUUUCCAAUGUUAUAAAUUUAACCGUAGUUUUGCCCGACGGGACCAUCAUUAAGACCAAGCAGAGACCUAGAAAGACCAGUAGUGGAUACUCCUUGACCCAUUUAUUCAUUGGAAGUGAAGGAACGUUGGGAAUCGUCACUGAGGCCACCCUCAAGUUACAUCCUAUCCCUAAAUUUGAGACCGUGAUUGUUGGACAAUUCCCAUCAUUGCUCGACUCCACCAAUACCGUAAGUCAAAUCUAUAGAAAUGGAAUCCAUCCCAAUGCCAUAGAACUUCUUGAUGCCGACAUGAUGCAUUGUAUCAAUUAUUCAGGAUACUUUUCUAAAGAAUGGGAUGAAGUUCCUACGUUAUACUUCAAAAUAGGAGGCUUAACCCCCACCAUGGUAGAAGAACAAGUCAAAGUAUUGAAGGAUAUCAGUCUUAAGAACAACUGUACCAAUUUCAUCAAAGCCAAAGAUAAAGAAGAAGCGGAAGAAUUGUUUAGUGCACGUAAAAAUGCUUUCUACGCCAUUUUGAACUAUGGAAAGAAUGAAAUCAAUGAAGAUGUUAGACUUUGGGUCACAGAUAUCGCUGUUCCGUUAUCGAAACUUUCACCAGUUUUGAACGAGAUCAAUACCAUGAUCAGAAAAUCCGGUUUACAGUCCAUCAUUCUUGCUCAUGCUGGAGAUGCUAAUUUCCAUUGUGACGUGUUCUAUAGAGAAUCGGAAAAAGAGAAAUGUGAAGCGUUGAUCAAUGAAAUGAUGGAUUUAGGUUUGGCGAAUGAAGGGACUUCUAGUGGAGAGCACGGAAUUGGGAACGGAAAACGGAAUUUCCUUGUUAAAGAGUUGGGCCAAGAUACGGUAGACUUCAUGAGACGUAUUAAGUUGGCGGUGGACCCCAAUAGGAUAAUGAAUCCGGAUAAGAUAUUUAAGAUUGAUCCUGAGGAUGAUGGUCCUUAUUGA
Molecule: messenger RNA, 1593 nt
Organism: Yamadazyma jaroonii
Lineage: Eukaryota; Fungi; Ascomycota; Pichiomycetes; Serinales; Debaryomycetaceae
Source: the annotation of a GenBank genome assembly